Lactuca virosa is the source of this 450-nucleotide messenger RNA. The record is from the annotation of a GenBank genome assembly. Lineage: Eukaryota; Viridiplantae; Streptophyta; Magnoliopsida; Asterales; Asteraceae.
AUGAUUUCUACAGAUGUGGGCAAAACCACUAGGCUACAUGAGCGCCCUAUUCAUUCUGACCCCAUCAUGGCUGAUACUAGCAAUGCAGUUGUCGAGCCUUCCAUUCCGGUUGUUCCUCCUGAAGGGUCGGGAGAGGUAGCACUUAUUCAAUCUGAUGCUAUGUUGGUUUGUACAAUCGCUCGUCCCUCUAUCAGUGUUCCCAACCUUCAUGUUGAUGUUGCAAGGCUUUCUUUUCGCCAGAAGUUAUUUGGCUUAGGAUUUGGUUCUGGGAAAACUAAACCCAAUAUUUUGGGAGCUAUGCCAACCGUUAGCACUCUUGUUGAGGCAAAUCAUUCUUCAAAGGAGAAUACCAAACUUGAGGUUAUUGAUACUAUUUAUUUGGACUCCUUCCUACCUACUUCAAACCAAUUUGUCAUCGAGGUUGAUGCCAACACUGUUACCCCCAUGUAA